AUGCAGAAGUCUGUUCCUGCUCUAAUAUUGCAGUUGACAAUACUCUUCCUCUACAAACAGAACGUUGGAAUAAAUGGUGCAACAGUAAAUCAAAAUGCCACACAAGCAAUUCUUGUAACAGACACAUAUUUACAACGUGAUGCCUAUUUUACUCCUGAAGAUUAUCUAAUUUAUUUUGAUCCUUCAGCAACAGAUAAACCUGGUCAACAUAUUCAACAGCAGCAUGGUAGCGUAACAUUAUUUCAGCUGCCAUUUGUUCCCGGCCUCCUGAAUACAGAACUCGGUAGCAUAAGACUUCAACUGAAAAAAUGUGCAAUUAGACAACCACUUACCUUUCGUAGUGAUGCAAUCACCUAUGUCUUAGAAGGUCAUGUACGAAUUGGUUUCGUCGUUCAAACACGUGGUAAACUAAUUGAAAAUAUAUUGUCUUCCGGUAUGGGUAUGAUAAUUCCUAAAGGUGCACUUAGUUAUAUUGAAAAUCUUAAUUGUACAUCAGCAUCAGUCUUGUCCACAUUAAAUAGUAAUGAUUUUGGUGUAAGUCUUCUGCCAUCCUUAUUUCUCUAUACUUUACCCGAACAUAUUACACGUGCUGCAUUUGGUGGUAUAACAGGUGCUGAAUAUCAAAAAAUGAAGAAAACAAUUAUUGAUAAUCAAGUUUUUUCGGUUAAUCCACAGUGUUUGCAGGCAUGUAAGAAGUAAGAAAGAAGAAAGAUUACAUACAACUUAUACAGACAACUGGAGGCGAACCUGUUAAGUUCAAUACAAAACAGAGUUAGCAGUAAAUGCUUCUUAGAAAAGUAUUUUGUUUUCUUGUAAUUAUUUUUCUAAACGUUUGUCAGAUUUUGUGCCCUUUUUCGUAUUAAUGGGUAUUGGGAAGUUUAGCAUGCACUUUUUCUCGAAAUAAUAAAAUCCCCUGGUAUUGUUUAAAACUUGUACCCCGCCUGGAUCGGAGUCUGCUGAGCCUUGAAAUUCUUCGGUUAAUAAGGUAUAUGAUCAAAAAGUCUUUAUGGUUUUUCGAUCACGCGAGUGUUUUUUUCGGUUCACUUUGCUUAACAUUCAUGAAUGAAUUUUCACACGAAGAAAGCUUAUCGGCGAAAUCUAUAUGCCUAAUAAAUGUCUGGAAAGGAGGAGAAACGAUUUUUGCUAGAAAAUGGUCCAAUAUAAUUUUGAGUAAAAAUGACCAGAAAUAUUUCCCUAUUCACUUCCCAACGCUUCUGACCUUCAAAAAUUGCUCCUGAUCUCCUUGAAAAAAUUAUUCUUAUUAUAUUUCUUAAUUAGCAUUUUUCGUCACCAGUUCAAUGAAGGUCAUUCACUUUGUUUCUCAAAUUUUUCGUACGACGUCAAGGACUUUGACCAAAGGCUAUACAAUAAAGGCAAAAAAAGAUUCCGCUGCAAUUUUGAAUUAGCUGAACCUUUUCAGUAAUGUAAUAAAACAAAAACUUUUUUUCAAAAGAAUAUUCAAAAGAUUUCCGAACAUGUUCUUGGAUGAAUAUUUCUAUCAGAAAAAUUUAAAAAGUCAGACGAACAUUUUCUCUUUUUUCUACUGAAAUUUCUACUAUCUUUUUCAAUUAUGAGGCCUGUGGCUGUUUGUUGAAUAACUCGAGAACAAAAAGAACUAGAGAAUUUGAUAAUACACAGUGAGAUAGACGAGACCUUGAUUUUCAGUGGUUCGUGCGUCGUAUCGGGCUUCCUUGGAGCCCGAGGAAUGGUAUCAGAUAAUUUUGGGUGAUCUUGAAAUCGCCUAGAACUGACUUAAUCGACUACGCUGAAUCUGAUGACAAUGCUUCUUUUUGGAAAAGAAUUCAAGAAUCAGGCCAAAAUGGAGUGUCCAUGCUGUUUUCACCUGAGUCAAAAGCAUGAGAAGGAGUUGAAAACAUCAGAAUGUACGGCAUUUAGGCUGUUCUAUAUCCUGCUUAUAACAAACCCACAAAAAAAAUACUCAAAAUUCCUAUGGUUUUCAAAGAUUUUUCAGAAAACGUUUAAUCAGUAACAUGGAUUUUCAAGUUUUUUGAUCGUAUAUAAAAGACAGUAUUUUCUCUUUUAAGAAAAACAGCGAUAUAUUAGGCUAGAAUGCUAGAUUGUUAAGACGUACAAAUAUGAAGGAGUUUGACGUGAACGUUUAUCAGCAUUUGAACGCAUAUUAUGAUGUGAAUAUUGUAGCAAUGUAUUUCUUAAACAUGCUGAAAUAUCGAUAGAAGUUGAAGAUCCAAUUACUAUACAGAUAUUUUCAUUUAUGAGUUUUUCAUAUUUCUCGUUUAUGUUUUAAAAAUUCCCUAGAUGGCAAAGUGCUCGAAAUCCUAUUUCGCAUAUGUGCAUGUUAUUUGAUGUGACAAUAAACAUUAUCUUGAAUAAUAUCUGCUUUAGCGUAUAGUCGAUCAAAAAACUAUCCUUCAAAAUUAUUGUAUACAACUAACAUAUUUGUGCAUUUCUCUCUCUGCUAUGAAAAUAAUAAAUAGAUGGAAGAUGGAGGAUAAUGUUCUGUUCCUCAUCUCUUACACAAACAAAACAGGUGUCAUCAGUUUCAUAAUCGAUUAGUCAUAUACUCGUGCUAAGGCUUGAAUCUUAAAUUUUAUAUAACCGGAAAUUAUAUUUUGCACAUUUUAUCUGCUGGUACCAACUUCGUACGAUGUGAUCUUCAAUGAACGACGGUUGGAUUUGCUUUUUCCCUUGACUAAAAGUCUAGGGUCAUACAAAUUUUCUCAAUUGUCAAGCAAAUAUAUAUUUACAUUCGACAAGACAUCUGAAUUGAUGUGAAAUGUCACAAAUAUCGUGGUCUCUUUUUAACAUCAACACUUUACUGGCAUAAACAUAUCACUUAUGCAGAUAGUAGAUGUAGCAAGAUUUUGUUUUUGAUGUGUCAACGUAAAAAUACUUUCCAAACUUCAGUUUUAGAUUAAAUGUACGAAACUUAUGCCUUUACUAUAUUAAUGUAGAUAUGAGUUGUUUAUUUUUCCACAUAUAAGGCUAGCUUGAAUUCUCUAUUCAUUCUUCAGUAUAAAUUUGCGUGCUUGGUUUCAGGCUAUAAGCAUCUGACAGAUAAAACUAAAAUACUAGUUUGUUUAGAAUUUUCAGAAAAUACUCUAACCACGUUAUUGAAACGGAUUGAAUCGUAAAAAGUUUAAUUAAUAAAGCUUUAAACCCGGGGUUUUCUGGAAGCCUCCUAGAGAACCUCAACACAAACACUGCCACGAUAAUCAACACACUCGAUUACCUAUGUCUCAACACUUUCCAGGUUCUCCACCGCGUCCGGACAAAGAUAGGCAUGUCCGCGGAAAACCUUGAUAACUCCUGGAGCACGAGAUAUAGCGAAACUCUUACAAAAUGUCCACGCAAGGUACACCACCUGAAAGUACUAGAAAAAACUUUUUCUGUUAUUUUCUUGUUGCCCCAAGAUUUUAGUUUCAGAUAACGAAAACCGCAGGUCUCCAGCAUCUUCCAGUGCAAAGUUAUUAGACAUACAGUGACUGGCCUUCUUUUUUGAAAUGGAUAGUGGGAUCAAAAAGAUAUGAACUUUCUUUUUUCUCUCGUUUUGUACAUGAAUGGAAUCACUUACAUAAUGUUAUAAGAGCACGUACUGAAGUCAUUCUUUGAAUCAGAUCUUUUGUAAUUAUGAUUCUUAGCUUAGCCGAUUUUAUAUACACGGUGAAAAAAUAAACCGUCAAAAAAACCGUAAAACCAUAACCAUCGAAAGAAAACCGUAUAGAAGAACCAUGAAGUAAAAAACUACAGUAUGAAAACCGUAAAAUGCAAAAGUAUAAAACAAAAACUAUGGAAGUAAAACCGUAAAGGUUAAAACCA
This is a messenger RNA of Didymodactylos carnosus, 3798 nucleotides long. The record is from the annotation of a GenBank genome assembly. NCBI's taxonomy places the organism in Eukaryota, Metazoa, Rotifera, Eurotatoria, Philodinida, Philodinidae.